Molecule: messenger RNA, 944 nt
Organism: Scutellospora calospora
Lineage: Eukaryota; Fungi; Glomeromycota; Glomeromycetes; Diversisporales; Gigasporaceae
Source: the annotation of a GenBank genome assembly
AUGUCAAAUCAUAAUUACAAAUCUUCAAAAAAUAGAUCACAAUCAAAUAAAAAUACUUUAACAAGUAAAAUCAAUCAAAUUGAUAUUGAUGAUGUAAUUAAUAAUAAUACUUUAAAUGCACAUUUAUCAUUAUUAAAAAUAUUCAAAACAUUAAGACAUAAAGAUAAUAAUAUCAAUAGAUUAUUUUUAAUAGAAGCUGAAAAAAGAUACAAUAUAUGGUUAAAUUUAUUAAAUGAUAAAUUUGAUAAUGGUGAUAAUGAAGAUAUUCCUAUUCCACCAAUCGACGUAUGUCAAAUUUGGCACACACAUUUACUCUCGCCUUUAAAAUAUUUUAAAGAUAUAAAAAAAUUAUACAAACAAGAAUAUAAAUUUUCAAUCGAAAGAAUAUAUAAAUGCUGGGAUAAAAAUAAUGAUGAAUAUUUUAAAUCAGUUAAAUUUUGGGAAAAAUACACUAAACAACCGUGGAUUCUAAAUAUUCAAGAUGAAUCACCAUUUUCUUUGAAUCUCGUAAAUGCUGUAAUUCGUCAAUAUAAAUUUACGGAUAAAAUAAUUAAUGAUUAUGCUAUCAAGGCAUCUAUGAAUCAUUCACAAGCAAUCGAAAGAUAUAAAAAAUUUCUUUUAUUGAUUAAAAAUAAUGAAAGAAAUCUUGUCCCGACAAUAGAUAUAGAUCUUUGCUGGCAUACACAUAUGCUUCACGCUAUUGAUUAUCGUAAUUUUACAAAAAAAUAUACGGGUGAAAUUAUUAAUCAUGACGAUAAAAUCUCUGAAUCUAUUCUCUCUGAUAAUUUUAAACAAACUUCUGAUAUUUGGUAUAAAAAUUUCAAUGAAUUGUAUAGUGAUGAUAAUCUAAAUGAUAACAAAAACAUCAAGAACAAAAAAAUUAUAUCUGUUAAAUUUAGAGAUUGCGGCAUGACUGGUACAGGUUGGUGUCAAGGUGGUUCAUG